Molecule: messenger RNA, 916 nt
Organism: Triticum urartu
Lineage: Eukaryota; Viridiplantae; Streptophyta; Magnoliopsida; Poales; Poaceae
Source: RefSeq, a predicted model, not a curated record
CUCCUCCCCAAAUCACCACACCUCACUCCCUCUCCUCACUCCUCACUCGCAAGCCUCGCUCCUCUCCCUCCGCUCGCUCUCCUCGCUCGGCCGCAGCGACAAGAAGCAUGGGCCUCUCGGUGAUCGCUCCGCCGGCCGGCGACUCGGCGUCCCCGGCGCACCGCCGCGCGCGCCGCGCCUUCCUCGUGUCCAACUACAUGAUCCUCGGCGCGGCGUCCGGGUGCGGCUUCCUCACGCUCUCGCUCCGCCUGGUGCCCUCCGUCGACGGCUUCCUCCUCAUCCUGCUCCACGCGCUCACCGUGGCGGCCGCCGUGGCCGGGUGCGCCGUCAUCGCGGCGCCCGACCCGCCGCAGGGCCGCGUCUACACCGCCCACAUGUCCGCCACCGUCGUCGUGUCCAUCCUGCAGGGCGCCGCCGCCGUGCUCGCCUUCUCCCGCACCGCCGAGUUCCUCGCCGACGGGCUCCGGUCCUACGUCCGCGAGGAGGACGGCGCCGUCAUCCUGCGCAUGAUCGGGGGCCUCGGCAUCGCCAUCUUCUGCCUCGAGUGGGUCGCCCUCGCGCUCGCCUUCGUCCUCAGGUACUACGCCUACGUCGACAGGGAGUGCGGCGGCAACCCCAUGCGCCGCAGCGCCAAGGUCGGCGGCGAGGACGGCGCCGGCAACUGGCCGUGGCCGUUCCAGGUCUGAUCUGAUCCGCCACAAGGAUGAUGAUGCAGCAAGCAAUUUAUGAUGUUGGGGCCUUGGGGGAGGGGUGUCUCAAGACGAGAAGAGCUGAGAACCGAUAGUUCUUGGGAGAAAAACUAGUGUUUGGUGAUAUUACUAUUCGUUUAUUGGGUUGUAUUGUGUGGUGUGGUAUAUGAUUAUGUUGUACUGCGGCUGUUGCCACCUCUAUAAUAUUAUUUGAAAUUCCUGUUCAA